AUGAUUAAAUUUGUGAUGUUGGUGCAAAAUGCACGUAUCAAACCCACCUUUAGGUCUAAGAAAAUGGGUAAUUGUCUAAAAGAAAGCUAUAUAAAGGGGUUUGAUCGAAGCUUAAGAGGACAACAACAUCUCUCCUUUGUUUCAAAUAUUGGGAAAAUGGCCUCUCUAGUUGCUACUCUUUUAGUUGUUUUAGUGUCACUUAGCUUAGCUUCCGAAAGCUCAGCUAAUUAUCAAUACUCAUCUCCCCCACCACCAAAUGAGUCAUACCACCCUUCACCAACACCUUAUAAUCCCGCACCAGUUUACAAGUCUCCACCGCCGCCAACUCCAGUUUACAAUUCUCCACCACCACCGAAGGAGACAUACUACCCUCCCCACACUCCAGUGUACAAGUCGCCACCACCACCCAAGGAGCCAUAUUACCCUCCACACACCCCAACCUACAAAUCGCCACCACCACCCAAGGAGCCAUAUUACCCUCCACGCACCCCAACCUACAAGUCGCCACCUCCACCAACUCCCAUUUACAAGUCGCCACCACCACCAAAGGAGCAAUACUACCCUCCACACACCCCAACCUACAAGUCGCCACCUCCACCAACUCCAAUCUACAAGUCGCCACCUCUGCCAAAUCCUAUUUACAAGUCACCACCUCCGCCAAAGGAGCCAUACUACCCUCCACACACUCCAGUUUACAAGUCGCCACCUCCAUCGACUCUAGUUUAUAAGUCUCCACCUCCACCAACUCCUAUUUACAAGUCGCCACCACCACCUAAGGAGCCAUACUACCCUCCACACACCCCAAUCUAUAAGUCGCCACCUCCACCAACUCCCGUUUACAAUUCACCACCUCCACCAACUCCAGUCUAUAAGUCACCACCACCACCCAAAGAGCCAUACUACCCUCCACACAGCCCAAUGUACAAAUCGCCACCUCCACCAACUCCAGUCUAUAAGUCACCACCACCGAAAGAGCCAUUCUACCCUCCACACACCCCAGUGUACAAGUCGCCACCUCCACCAACUCUUGUUUACAAGUCGCCACCACCACCCAAGGAGCCAUACUAUCCUCCACAUACUCCAGUCUACAAGUCUCCACCUCCACCAACUCCCGUUUACAGCUCACCACCACCACCCAAGGAGCCAUACUAUCCUCCACAUACCCCAACCUACAAGUCACCACCUCCACCAACUCCAGUCUACAAGUUGCCACCACCACCCAAGGAGCCAUACUACCCUCCACACACCCCGACCUACAAGUCGCCACCACCACCCAAGGAGCCAUACUACCCUCCACACACCCCAACCUACAAGUCACCACCACCACCAACUCCGGUUUACAACUCUCCACCACCACCAACUCCGGUUUACAACUCUCCACCACCACCAACUCCAGUCUACAAGUCUCCACCACCACCCCACUAUCUUUACACCUCUCCCCCUCCUCCCUACCAUUACUAA
Messenger RNA from Solanum verrucosum, 1461 nucleotides. Its product is annotated as extensin-1-like. The transcript has 2 exons. NCBI's taxonomy places the organism in Eukaryota, Viridiplantae, Streptophyta, Magnoliopsida, Solanales, Solanaceae. Bases 1 to 1461 code for a protein of 486 amino acids. The record is from RefSeq and is a predicted model, not a curated record.